AUGUUGUUACGCUCGGUAGCUUGUAUUGCGCAAUUACUUGUUCCACUUUUCAGUUUCAAUAAGUUGGUUGAAGAAAAUCGUCCCGAGGAUAUACUCUCACGAAGCGAAUUCGCUCGGCUCCACGCCCAAGUCUCCUUGGCUGCAGCGAAGGCGUUAUCGUUUGAGGAACGAGCUUCAGAUAUUGUAGAUGAUCUGGAACCACCGAUUGUCGGAGUCACAAAGCCGGUGGUUGAAAUCACAGACGCAGCUCGUACCGCAAUCCGACAACUGGUUAUUGAAUCCAGAGAACAGCUGUAUCAGGCAACCUAUACCCAAAUCAUGAAACGAUGGUAUUUCGAGGAAAAGAUUCGUCGUCCGUACUUCCACGUUAAACCUUUGGAGGAGGUUCAGCUGACAAAUUGGGCAGACUAUCUGAGUUUCGAAGAGGCGGAAGCGGCAGCGAUCGAAUCAUCGGUUCGGGAGGAAUUGAAGGCAGAGCAACCAGACCUUAGCGAUUCCGAGUUAACAGCUAAAGUGCUCUCUUCCGACUCGGUGAUUUUGGCCCGUCGACGAGUGAAGGUGUUGUAUGAGCGAUGCCUGGUUGCUUGUGCUUUGUACGAACAUAUCUGGAUUCGCUACGCGCGCUAUACCGAGGUAAGUGUUUACCCCAAGCCGCUCAUCCAUGUGGUAUUUUCAUCGGUCUAUGUCUGCAGUGGAGUCGAUGUUUGGAUGACGAGUCAGUGA
This is a messenger RNA of Echinostoma caproni, 723 nucleotides long. The record is from the annotation of a GenBank genome assembly. Lineage: Eukaryota; Metazoa; Platyhelminthes; Trematoda; Plagiorchiida; Echinostomatidae.